Selaginella moellendorffii is the source of this 910-nucleotide messenger RNA. Its product is annotated as peptide deformylase 1A, chloroplastic. Bases 25 to 816 code for a protein of 263 amino acids. The record is from RefSeq and is a predicted model, not a curated record. The transcript is spliced from 3 exons. Lineage: Eukaryota; Viridiplantae; Streptophyta; Lycopodiopsida; Selaginellales; Selaginellaceae. Gene Ontology annotation, molecular function: peptide deformylase activity. Gene Ontology annotation, biological process: peptidyl-methionine modification; N-terminal protein amino acid modification. Gene Ontology annotation, cellular component: mitochondrion; chloroplast.
AGCAAAGCAAAGAAGAUAAAAGAAAUGGCGCUUGCCUGGAGUCCAGCCACACCACUGCCAACUCUCAGACCACCACUGCGCGUCCACCACUGUGUGAGGAGAGCCGAGGUGAGGAGGAGAUUCCAGUGUCGGAGCCUGUUUGGAUUCAAGAGCAAGGCGCCCAAGCUCGAAAUCGUCCAGGCCGGGGACCCUGUCUUGCAUGAGGCCGCGCGAGAGGUGCUACACUCCGAGGUGAGCAGCGACACCGUCCAGAACACCAUCCAAGGCUUGAUUGAUGCAAUGCGGGAGGCACCGGCCGUGGGUCUGGCCGCUCCCCAGAUCGGAGUUCCUCUCCAGAUAAUUGUGCUCGAGGACACCGCCGAGUAUAUCAGCUACGUUUCCCGCGACGAGGCUCUUUCCCAGCAGCGAAAGCCAUUCGAGCUCCUGGUAAGUUCCUGUCCAAUCCUUUCCCUUUCUUCGGGAGCUCAUAUAUCUGCUCAGGUGAUCAUCAAUCCCAUCCUCAGACCCACCACCAGUGCCACUGCCAGGUUCUUUGAAGGAUGUCUCAGCGUUCAUGGCUUCCGGGCGAUGGUGGAGAGGCACCUCGACGUGGAAGUCACCGGACUGGACCGCGAAGGCAGGCCAUUGAAAGUGGAGGCUUCCGGCUGGCAGGCUCGAAUCCUCCAGCACGAAUGCGACCAUCUCGCAGGGACCUUGUACGUGGACAAGUUCAUCCCAAGAACUUUCAGGUCUACCAAAAACUUGUCCAUGCCAAUGGCACGGAGCUGUCCCAGACCUGGCUUAUGCUCAGUAGAACAUGCUUCUUCCACAGUUUAAAACUUCUAGUUACCAGCUUUUAUCAUGCUCUAGCCUUGGGAAAGCAAAACGAACUGGUUAGCUACGAGAGAAUAAACAAAAAUAUACCUCCAAA